CAUCAAUUUUCAAUAUGCAAAUAAUAAAACGAAAUUCGAAAGUGGAAAUUAAAUUUGGAAUCGGAAUCGGGGAAUCGGAAUAGCUCUUGAAAUUGUCGCUGCUUCUGUUGUGUGUCUAUUUCUGUCGAAUAGCUGCCAAAUAUCGUACAAUUUCAAUUAUUCUUACAACACAUGAAAAUACGCUCUUUAUUUUGUAAAUACGUAUAUUCUAUUAUACUAUACUUAACUUGUAUGCAUACAGUACAAUGCAAAUGCUCGACCCGUCGAGUAAAUGCCAAAAACAAAUCUAGCUAUAGCACGAAAACAGAAAACAGACAACAGAAGUCGAAAAUUAGUUCAUUAGAGAUAGUUCGACUCAGAGGAGGAAUCUUAACUACAUAUUAGUCAAGUCAACCCGCUUUCCAGUCUGAUUCUUCCCCUCACUCACAUAUGGAUCUUCACGCAUAUUAUUAAUACUAUCGGAUUUUCGUCAGAGCGAAAAAGAAGAAGAAGAGUAGACGGUAGCCCACGCACGAGAAGAAAAAAAUGGCUACAUUUUUAAGUCGUUUUCAUCGGGAAAAAAGUGAAAAGAUUUUGCCAAAUGCUGCGAACAGCGCAAACAGCGGUGGCAAGAAAACAGCUGACAUGGAGGCGGCGACGCCAACUGAGGCAGAAGCAGCAUCAGCAGCAGCGACUGCGGCAGCGGCAGCGCAGCCGCGUCCACAGCGACGCUACAUGCGCAGCGCAACGGCGGCGAGCGUAACGCAGCUGCUCUCUGAAAGCUGCAACAGUUUGCUGCAGCGCUUUCGACGCAAUCCGAGCGAACGACCUGAUAACAAACUGCAGCAGCAGCAGCAGCAGCAGCAGCAGCAGCAACAACAACAGCAACAGCGCAAUCGAGCAGCGGCCAUACCCGAGGAUAACAUCAAUAGCUCCAGCAAUAACAAUAACAACAAGGAAAGCAACGAAAACAGACGCAGUGGCUCCAAGACCCCAACGAAUGAGAACUACAAUAACAAUAACAGCAACAGUAAUAAUAGGAACAACAAAAACAAAGACAAAGACAAGGGCAAUCUCACAAAACAGAAACGUCGCCGCAGCUCGGAGAAAUCUACGAGCGGUCGUAGACGCCCGGAAGCGGAACGUGAUAGGGAUAGGGAACGGGAACGGGACCGAGACCGAGACCGAGACCGAGAACGGGAAAGGGAACAGAACGCCAUGAGCGAUCGUCACAGACGUUACUAUGCCGGAGGUGGCCUCGGCUAUCAUCCGAUUAGCUCCACCAGCGGCAGCACCACCAACGCCAUCAUGGGUCGCUAUCAGAAGAGCUCAACGACGGCCACUGCGCUGGACCGGCUGCGCACCCAUCUGAGUCCCGUGGGCAGUAGCUAUAACUAUAAGCCCGCAAUACGCGGAUUGGGCACCGGCUUAAGGCGCGACCUGGACGACGUUAGUAUGAUAAAGGCGUGCAGUGUGAAUACCAAUGGAUGAGAGCGUAGCGUGUUAUCUGAUCGUGGCCAAAUUCAUCCCGUGACUCACUGUCAGAGCAUUCGCCUUCUCUCUUUAGUCUUUUACUGUUUGGAAAACACUUGAAACUUAGUUGCCCCAUUUUCACCUGUCAUCGUGAGUCACAGCAGCAGCAGCAGCAGCGGCAGCAGAGUCAAGUCGCUGUCCCAAUUCUGUCAGAGCUUGAGCGGCACGGGGCGGGUUGAAGGUUGCAGGUUGAAGAUUGCAUUGACCACCCCUAUUGCCACAUCAUAUUUUAAUAGACACUAAUACGUAUAUUAUAUAUAGCAGGUGUAUAUAGCAGCUAAUAUGUAUCUUCUGCUCUGAUUGUGCUCUCAGAUAUGCAUACAUACAUACAUACAUACGUAUAGAUGAAUAUGUAUAUUUAGUGUGCCCACACGAAAUGUUUUAUAGCGCUUCUAUGUGCUUCUCAAAAUCUUCCUACUUGCCGUGUGCGUUUAUUUUCGCUUCCAAGCAAAUGUCCAUGCCUCUCUGGCCUCUCCUCGCCUCGCCCCGCUCCUGUGUCUGUCGCCUGUGUCUCUUUCGGCUCUCGACUUUCGACUCUCGACUCUCGACUCUCUGGCUGGCAUUAAAUGUAUAAAAAGCUAUUCACAAUUUCACGAUUCUGGCAUUUCGGUACAAAUAUAUAUAUAAACUCUGAAGGUCGGCGUGCCGUGGAUAUUUAUUUUGUUUAGAUUUUCGCUAGGCGUUCUAAAUAAAAUAGACGCCCCUCUCCCUCUCCUCCCUCUUUCGUCUGCAUGCGCGUCUUCUCGAAACGCUAGAGAAAGCUGCUGGAUCGACGCAGACGCUGCAAAAAAAAUGCGAGUGAAAUGAUAUGAUGUGAAAUUAAGUGGCCCAAACACUGUUAUUAGCCACCGCCGAAAAGGCCACUUAGAUCGGUCGGCCGGCGUAUAGCGAGUGCUAGGUCUAGGUCUAACUGCGUUUAGCUCAGCCGGAGCGUGAACGAA
This is a messenger RNA of Drosophila navojoa, 2453 nucleotides long. RefSeq lists its product as uncharacterized. The record is from RefSeq and is a predicted model, not a curated record. NCBI's taxonomy places the organism in Eukaryota, Metazoa, Arthropoda, Insecta, Diptera, Drosophilidae.